Patiria miniata (bat star) is the source of this 3714-nucleotide messenger RNA. Its product is annotated as serine/arginine-rich splicing factor 10-like. Gene Ontology annotation, molecular function: RNA binding. Gene Ontology annotation, cellular component: nuclear speck; cytoplasm. The coding region runs from base 1152 to 1613 and encodes 153 amino acids. Gene Ontology annotation, biological process: mRNA splicing, via spliceosome. The record is from RefSeq and is a predicted model, not a curated record. Lineage: Eukaryota; Metazoa; Echinodermata; Asteroidea; Valvatida; Asterinidae. The transcript has 5 exons.
UAGCCACUUAUUUCGGGUAUUUCCUGUGCAUGGUGUUGUGGCAGACUUAUUUCCAUUUCAUCAAAGGUUAAUCUGGUUACUUGGUGUUUUGGUAUAUUAAUAAAUAGGCAAAUUUGGUUAACCUACUUUGUAAAAAUCACCCAUCUAAUUUUAAAAAAUAAAUAAUGGGAUCGGAAGUGACUGCUUUUUUAAGCUUCAAAGUAUCAGUACAAAUUCCCAAACUGUAUGUGCACAUACACGGUACCGCCAAAACCAUUUUCUCAGGAACAUUCUGUUGGAAUUCAUUGCAUUGUUUACCUCUGAAAUGUUGAGAGAAGUUGCACCAAAAAACCACAAAUCUUCACCUCAAUUGAAUUUGUUCUGAAGCCUGUCUUUCAGGACAUCCAAUUAUUCCAUAUUUUCCCCCCCUUGGGCUUGACUUUUUUUGGCUGUCAUGUGUUGGCAAUGCUGGAUGUCAUAUCUGUCUGUGUGUUAAAAUCAUUUUUUCAUUUAAAAUUUCUUUUCUGUCUAGUUUUAGUUUUGUUACAUUUAUAUAUCGUGGUUGUUAAUGUCCUGUUUGUUUGUUCAUCCUCCUUCAAGUAUCUUUGCACAACGAUCUUUCUUCUUUACUUUCUUUAGUCACUGACUUGUCUGUCAGAUAAUUGCAUGUACAGCAGAGGGUUGUCCCAACCAGAAUUGCCAUUGACAUCUUUGGCUCUCGCAGAUUAUUUUUUUACAUAUCAGUUAAUUCUACUAAACAGUAUUGACCCAGGCAAUUAUGUAAACACUAGUGUUCCUGUCACUAUGCCAAAAUUGGAAGGUAAAAAGACUCCUCACAUUCCAGAGUUGUAAUUAGGUCGUGAACCAAACAUGACAAGUCAUCACAAGCUCUUCCAAUGAACUGUGAAAAAAGGCAUUCCUUUGUCAUUGUUCCUCCCCUUUUAUUAGCAACUUAACUUAUGAUUGACAUGUGAGGGACUUGAUUCAACAACAACUCAGAUUAAGUCAUAUACAGAAUUAUUAGUUGCCAUAUUAUGGUGCACUUUUUUGAAUUAACAACUUUACAAAAAGUUGUUAUCAGCUAGCACCUUAAUAGCCACUGGGUUUACCAAAUGCAGUGGUACAUUUGUAAUAUUGGUUGGGUUCCCUUUGUGUACAUGUAAGCCAAACUGAUGCCUUACAAGCAUGCUUGCAUAUUGCCUUCUAGCUUGCCAUCCGGUCACUCUCGUCGGUAUGAAUGUAUCACAUUUGAGUAUGUACGGGACGCAGAGGAAGCCAUGUAUGGGUUGGAUCGCAAUCGCUUCCUUGGACGAGAGCUGGAUAUUCAGUUUGCUGAGGGGGACAGAAAAACUCCAAACCAGAUGAGAAGCCGUGACACCUACAAACGUAGGCGGCGUACGUACAGUCGCAGUCCUGACUAUGACAGGCGAUCUCGUAGUCGUAGCCCAUCCCGACGCUCCAGGAGCAGGAGUCCAUACCGACGCUCUAGGAGCAGGAGUCCAUACCGCAGUCGUCGUUCUCGUAGUCGGACACGCUCCCGUAGUUACUCACAGGACAAGAACAGAAGAAGACGCCGACGAAGAUCCUUCAGUAGAUCCCGUUCCCGCUCACACUCAAGAAGCCGAAGUCGCUGAGAGGCCAUUUGCUAUAAGGGCACUUUUGUGAAAGACAUGUACAUGCUAGAUAGGUUUGGUUUCCUGGGUUUUUUUUAAACGAAGACAGACAUACAUUAGAGUUGUGUGCAUUUGUUGCCAUGUACCAUGCUUAUUUUUUAAAUUUGUGCUGUGUAGAGUUCACCUCAAGAAGUGAAAGUAAAAUAAUGACAUUAGGCAAACCAAUUUCACAGUCUGUGUAUGUAUUCAUCAUUUUUGUACUUUAAUUCAUCUUGAUCCUAAUGACCCUGUAAAUUGAAAAGGUUGUGCACCCUUGGGUGUCCAAAUGCAAACAUUUGCAUUGUGUUAUGUUGAAAGCCACUACCUUUUUUUUUUUUUCAUUAAUUUUUCCACUAACCUUCCAUGUGCAUUUUUGUAUUGCUGUAGUUUUGCUAUAAUCACUUUUAUGGGUGUUUUUGUAAUUGCUGUUGACAAUUAAAGUCAUUGCAGUAGGUUGUAUAAACAAAAAUUAAAGCUUUGUGUAUUUUAAACCAUCAGUGCUUCACAUUUUCUAUAAAUGCAAAAUCUGUUGAAAUUGAUUUGUUUUUGUUAGGCCAAAAUAAAAGGCUUGUUGAACAAGUUUGGACAAAACUAUCUAAUUUCACCGAUACGAGUCUAAGCACGACCAAAGCAAUAGAUGCCUGCAGAACUUGGAAGAAUCAUGCAGAGUAUGUUUCUGCAUAGACACUAUUGCACCCAACACAGGGCGAAGUGUAAGGCUGCAUCUGAAUUACUUAGCUUUGGCUAGCAAAUGAUAACACAUAUACUUUAUGGAGACAGUCGGAUCCACUUCCAAUGGGCUCCAUGCAAAAGUACCCCCUCAACGGCAAGACUAGGAGAGUUGGGGGAGAUUGCUGGGAGAUACAAUGGAACGCAUUGCUGACAAUGCCUUGAUGCUUACACAAAGAUGCUAUGGCUUUGUGCACAUUCAGAAUAAGUUAUGUACUUCGUGCAUGAACCUUAAACGUUAAACCCACACAUUUCUAAGUGACUUCAUUUGUCCUAUGAUUCCCUGAUCUAUUUGUACUGGGAUCCAUUCUGUAUCCUGCCAUCCUCACUAGCCAGGGCAGUCUACUCAGUACGUUGUAAGACUGCCCUGACAAACUGAGUUUACUACAUGUAUUUUGAAACUCAUCGUCGGCCAAUCAGAUGGGUCUGCAUAAUUUUCAUAAUGUGUCUCUACACACUGAAUAUUCAUGAUUCUUGAUCUACGGGGUCAUUGUUCAGGAGCUUGUUUGGAAGUAGGAGAGCACAUUACAUGUUCAUGUGGACUUUGGUGGAAGUUUUUUUUAGGCAACAAAAACAUGGCAACUGUUUUAUACAUAUGAGAACGAAUUGUUGAGAAUUUUCUCAGAGUAGACAGCCUACAUGAUCCCCAGAGGAUUUCCAUUCAGUGCAUCUUGAAUGGUAGAUGUUUUUGUUUGAGUGAAGACUGGUUGGGGCCUGUGACACACAGCCUAUAAAGGGGCAGCCAAAGUCCAGUAGGUAAGGACGGUAGUUGUAGUACAUGUAGACGAGUUUGUGUUGAUGUCAGUUUAUAACAAGCGAUCUGGACGGGAACUGUGUCAAUCCAUAUUUGGAGGUGUCAUGACAUGAUUAAUCAAUCACGUGAGGUCAAAAUAGUAUAAAGCAGGAUACAUUAAUUGAUAUACAUGUACUAAUUUACGAAGUGGGUGGUUUCUGUAAUAGUUUUUUUUUUGCUGGCAUAUUGAGCCUUAAAUCAGUGUACCGAGUGGAACAUUUGUUGUUUUUUUGGAAACCUUGAUUCUAAUUCUUUUCUUAAGCAUUUUAUACCGAUGUGUUUGUCAAAACCUUCAGCCUUCGGGGUUAUCAGGGGGGUGUGGAUUCAUGACAUUUUUCAUUUGAAGUUUCAACAUAAUAGCAUACACAGCUAACUACAUUAUGUCAUUAGAAUGAUAAACCAUGAUAUUUGUCAAGAAGACUCAAAGUAAUUGAAAUGCAGUUGGUCAAUGCAUUAUGUACCAGCACCACUUUUUAAUUUUCUUAGUCUCUAUCCUGUAAUAACUGCUCACAUUGUUUAAAGUUUGGAUUGAAUAAAAAAAGGGGAUGUGUUAUAACAAAA